UGGGUGUAUGAUGAACAAUCUCAAUCAUCUUGAUUCAGAUUACUCUGAGUAUGUUGAAGUUGAUCCUACUGGAAGAUAUGGAAGAUACAAUGAAGUUCUGGGUAAAGGAUCUUCAAAGACAGUUUACAGAGGAUUUGAUGAGUAUGAAGGUAUAGAAGUAGCAUGGAACCAAGUAAAGCUCUACGAUUUCUUGCAGAGUCCUCAAGAACUGGAGAGGCUUUACUGUGAGAUCCAUCUUCUCAAAACCUUAAAACACAAAAGCAUCAUGAAGUUCUAUGCUUCUUGGGUCGAUACCGAUAAUCGAAACAUUAAUUUUGUCACUGAAAUGUUCACUUCCGGCACCUUGAGACAGUAUAGGCUAAAACACAAGAGAGUGAACAUAAGAGCGGUGAAGAAUUGGUGUAGACAGAUCUUAAGAGGAUUAAACUAUCUUCAUACACAUGACCCUCCAGUGAUUCAUAGAGAUCUCAAGUGUGACAACAUUUUUAUUAAUGGGAACCAAGGAGAAGUCAAGAUUGGUGAUCUUGGUCUUGCUGCUUGUUUACAACACUCUCACGCUGCUCAUUGUGUUGGGACACCAGAGUUCAUGGCUCCUGAAGUUUAUAAAGAAGAAUACAACCAAUUAGUCGAUAUUUACUCGUUCGGGAUGUGUGUUUUGGAAAUGGUAACAUUUGAUUACCCGUAUAGCGAGUGUUCUCACCCGGCUCAGAUUUACAAGAGAGUUAUAUCGGGCAAGAAACCAGCCGGAUUAGACAAAGUGAAGGAUCCAGAGGUUAAAGACUUUAUAGAGAAGUGUUUGGCCACAGUGUCCCUUCGGCUCUCUGCGCGUGAACUACUCGACGACCAUUUUCUUUAUACCGAUGAAAGUGAAUCGGAUACAAGAUCCCUAGAGAUAUAUGAAGCUGGGACUCUUUAUAGACAUUCUUAUCAUAUACCUGAACAUUACUUCAAUGACCAAACCAACAUCAACUCUCUUGAUCAUCCUCACAACUCAAACGGUUACUACAGCCACGAUAAUGAGUCUGUAGAGUCACAUGGAGUACAAUUGCAAAAUGAUGAUGAAGAAGAAGUUGUAGAAGACGAAGAUCAGAGCUCUGGUCAUGUUGACAUAAGCAUUAAAGGAAAGAGAAGAGAAAAUGGUGAUGGACUAUUCUUGCAACUAAGAAUCAUCGACAAGGAAGGGUGUGUCAGAAACAUAUACUUCCCGUUUGAUAUUGAGACCGACACAGCAAUAAGCGUUGCAAAAGAGAUGGUGGAAGAGCUGGAGAUGGACGACAGUGAUGUAACAAAGAUAGCCAAUAUGAUCGAUGGAGAGAUUGCUUCUUUAGUUCCCAACUGGAGCGUCUUCUGCAGCUGCGAAUCGAACCGUUCCUCGGUGGGAUCAAUCAUGGACUUCAACGAGAUGCCGUGUGGUCGAGACGGGUGCGAAAAUAAGCAUGGAAGGUUUGAGGAGAUCACGUUUGAGAUCAAAGUAAACCACUCUGACGAAGAAGUUGACUUUUCUUGAGAUGCAAGUAACGGGAUACACUAAAUUUUAUGAGCUAUCCGUUGAAACUGUGGAAGAUUCGAAGAUUACUAGACGAAAGUAACCAUUGAGCUUUGAGGAAGGUUUAGUCCCAAUAUGUAUUACAAAUUUACACACUGAUGCAUUUAAUACUUUUUCUUCAUAUAAUCAUACUUUCAUAUGUAUAGAAAACAUUAGAUUUACACCAAAGUUUUCAAUUGAAAUAAAAUACAUGCUUAAUCGGGUUUA
Messenger RNA from Capsella rubella, 1753 nucleotides. Its product is annotated as probable serine/threonine-protein kinase WNK9. The transcript has 7 exons. NCBI's taxonomy places the organism in Eukaryota, Viridiplantae, Streptophyta, Magnoliopsida, Brassicales, Brassicaceae. Bases 8 to 1507 code for a protein of 499 amino acids. Gene Ontology annotation, molecular function: protein serine/threonine kinase activity; ATP binding. Gene Ontology annotation, cellular component: cytoplasm. The record is from RefSeq and is a predicted model, not a curated record. Gene Ontology annotation, biological process: protein phosphorylation; intracellular signal transduction.